AUGCGUCGUGUACCAAGGUUAAGGGCGACCCUUCCGACGGGCAUUGUCCCCUCGUCAACACCAUCCAGUGCUCUCCGCGCACCCACAGCAGCACCCCCCGCUUCGACCUCGACUCUUCCUCCAACCUCGAGGGUACACAACUCACAAACCCGGCGAUACCUCUCCACGACCCCCCUCCGCUCCUCCCAGUCCCAAAACGAACCCCCAACCCAAUCCACCACCGAAUCAUACGAACCCUACGAGGCAGCCUACCCCCCGACCACGAGCGCACCCGCUCCCCAAAGCCAACUGGUCUACCCGCGCCUGAUCACGACGGCCCCGGCGGCCGCCGAGGUCACGGACCCGGCCUACCGGCCGGCGGAGACGGCCGAGGGGCUCGAGGAGGUGGGCGGCCUCGGCGGGUGGUGGGACGAGCCGGCGCACUGGGGCGGGGCGGGCGGCGCCGCGCAGUUCGUGCAGUCGGUGGUGACGCCCUUCGGCGGCCCCGCCCACGGGCGCGUCUCCGACCCGGCCGUGCUCGAGGUGCUGGCCAAGCGGGCGAUUGUCGAGGCGCUGGUGGUGGCGCGGUUUGCGGGCGCCGAGAAGAGGAAGGCGGUUGAUCGGUUGUUUGCGCAUGCCGGUGGUGCGGAUCGGCUGGGGAAGAUUGUGCGGGCGGAGGUGGUGGUCGGCCCGGAUGGGGCGGCGACGCUGAAGGAUAAGGCUGACUGGGCGAGGGUGUGGUCGGUGCUGAAGUCGGCGGUGAUUAUGGCGAGGGAACCGCAGCAGAUGCUGGAGCAGCAGCAGAGGAUGGAGAGGAUGAUGGGGCAGGUGGAAGGCGAGACCGCGGAGGCUGGGGAGUCUGGAGAGGCCGCGGUGCCAGAAGUUGAAGCGAAGGGACCAGCGCCGGCGCCGCAACUCACUCCCCAAGUAGCCAAGACCUUCCUGGGGACCUGGAACAACGAGUGGAAGAAGGCUGAACUGAGGGAUCCGGUGGUCAAGUUCUAUGCUGCAAAGCGGAUUCUGCAAUUGACAGGACACCGCAUCCCCGAUGGCAAACUGGUCAUGACCCACACCAUCGAGGGCCUCCUGCAGCAGCUCGUCGCGCCAGAGAAACCCAAGAAGCUCGCCGAGCUGAUCGAGACCAAGGCCGUCUUCAAGGACCUGCCCAACGUCCGUGUCUACCCCAGGAGAGUUACGCCCAUCGACAAGGAGCAGAUGGUGGGUCGCUGGAAACUCAUUGUCAAGGAGCUGGAGAAGCGCGACUUGCCCGUUCUUGGCACGGGCGACUACGGCCCCCCGGUCGAAAAGAAAUGGAUCGAGGGAAGGUGUGACAACAACAUCCUCGGCCCGCUAAACCACGGCAAGCAUUUGCUGAACAAGACACCACAGCCCGCUGAAGAAGAAACGGAGUUUUCGUCACUGGAUAGAGCCCCGGCGGUCCCUAGCGGCCGGGAGAGUGGUGAAGAUGAUCGUUCCACUCAGUUGAAGGAAGAACUUGCUGGACUUCAGAAGGCGCGGGAAGACGACCAAGCUGUUGUUGUUGAGAAACUUGCCGACAGAGCCAGAGAUGCGUCUUGGAGGCCACUUCUUGGGGAGUCUGGACACUUGGAACACGUCCUCUCUCUCGUGCCUGUUACAAAGGGGCCACAACACCCCCUGAACAAGCAGGCUCUCCGUCUGAUUGGUAAUGCCUGUGCAGACUGCGACGAGAACCGAGCCCGGGUUGUCAGCUCUGGGGCUCUCCGCAGUUUCGUCAUGAACAUCAUCGAGGACCCGGAGGAAGAUGGGUUUCUCCCAUUCGCGAUAGCCGCGGCUCUGAACAUAUGUGUAGACUACAACAUUGAACCCAAGGUUGCCAACCCCAACACGCCCACUCUCCUUCUCAGCCUGGCAACCAGCGAGAAGUAUGAUGCCGACCUUGACACCUUCAUGGAGAUCUGCGCCCCAUCCUUGGCCUACCUGACGUUUGGCGACUUCCAGCCAGUGUUUGUGAAGAACGGUGGCAUCGAACUCCUGCAGUUGGCGUUUCAUCAGUUGUAUACCCGCUUCGAUACAACAGAUGCGGAUCCCGAUACCGCCAGCCAGCUGAAGCAGACGCUGGUGGAAUGGUUGGCAUCACCAACCCUCCCCAACCUGCAAACAGCAGCAUGCCUUGCCCUCGGAAACCUCAGCCGCUCUGACGAGUCCAGCACCGCGCUUCUCCCGCGUGUCCAACAACCUCUAAUCGACAUCCUUUCCCGUGCCAUCCCUCCAACUCUUCAAUCUCAGAGCGUCAAAGCCCCGGCACCGCCCCUCCAGCUCACCCACGCGGCCCUCCAUUUUCUCAAAAACCUCGCGAUUCCGCAGGCCAACAAACCAACACUAGGUGCUGCCCUUCUCGAGCCCGUCCACGGCCUCCUCCCACUGCUCUGGACCUCAACCCGCACACAGCCCCAGCUCCAAUUCACCGCCGUCUCCCUCACCCGUCUGCUGUUAGCAAACUGCCCCGCCAACAUCCGCCACAUCUGCACGCCUACCCCAACCAGUGACACCACAGGCAACAACAUCAAACCCCCCAGCAACCUCGCCCUCCUCAUCUCAACCGCCGCCUCUGCCGACGAAGAACCCAUCAAGAUCGAAGCCGCCCGCGCAGCCAGCCUCGUCAGCCGCGCGUUGCACUCCCAGCCCACCACCGAGCUGCUCGACCCAUCCUGGACCUGGCUGUUCCCCGCAACCCCAACCCAAACCCAAGCAUUCGCGGAACCGAUCAGCACAUCCACAACCACAACCAAAACCACCCCCAGCAACACCACCACCACCACCACCACUAACCCAACAACCCUCACUCACUUCCACACCGCCCACGCCACCACCACCACAACCCCCUCCCUCCGCCUCCUCCUCACCAACACCCGCUUCCCCGCCCUACGCUCUGAAGCCAUCUUUGUCCUGGCACUAAUGAGCCGCGCGGGAGAGCAAGGCGCCCGCGCGGCGCUGGAGGUGCUGCACCCGCGCGGUCAGAACAGGACCAGCGAGGGGGCGGGGGCGUGGCGGGCGCUGGGUGAGACGAUUGCCGGGUCGGGAGUGGUUGAGGUGGAGGGGUUGGUGGCUGCGUUGACGGCUGCGUCGGGGGUUGUGGGGGAGGUGAUUGAGGGUGGGGAUGGUGAGAAGAAGGAAGAAGAGGACGGGGGGGUGACGGUGGAAAAGCUGUCGCUGGAACCCCAGCAAAUCGGGGGUCUCGGUGUGCCCGGGCAGGCGCAGCAGCCGGCGCAGGUGGCGAAGAUGGAUCGGGAGAACGGAAUGGUGCUGGUUGCGGAACUGCUGAGGCACUUUCCCGAGGGGCUGUCGACUCUGAGGAGGCCCCUGGAGGCAGUCCUCAACAAGGGUGCCGAGUUGGUGGCUCAGGAUCGAGACCGUGAUAAUUGA
Messenger RNA from Chaetomium globosum CBS 148.51, 3384 nucleotides. RefSeq lists its product as uncharacterized. Gene Ontology annotation, cellular component: cytosol; mitochondrion. The transcript has 8 exons. The record is from RefSeq and is a predicted model, not a curated record. Gene Ontology annotation, molecular function: guanyl-nucleotide exchange factor activity. The coding region runs from base 1 to 3384 and encodes 1127 amino acids. Gene Ontology annotation, biological process: positive regulation of GTPase activity. Lineage: Eukaryota; Fungi; Ascomycota; Sordariomycetes; Sordariales; Chaetomiaceae.